AAAGCACCACUUUCCCAGCAUCCGCCUGUGCUGAUCCGUACCGGGAGAGUCAGGAGCGGGACGCAUUUCGAUCUCGCUCGCGCGCUGCAUUCUGGGACGUGUAGUCUUUCCCCUUGCGUUGUAUGGCUUUGUUUAACUUCCUCGUUCGGUGUCUCGCGCUCCACACCUUGGAAGACGCAGCUCCUGGGCUGCAGCGCUUGCAUUUUGCGGGGGGAGGUUGGCCCCGGGACAAAGCCAAACACAGAGGACGAGGAAAGCCGUGCAGAAUGAAGGCGUCCUUCGUGGCUGCGGCGGGGGAGAGGAACAAGGAGCCCAUCCUGCGCGUCCUCAGGGACUACGUGAGCUCCGGGCAGCCGCGAGUCGACGUGCUGGAGGUGGCUUCGGGCUCCGGGCAGCACGCGGCCCAUUUCGCCCAAGCGCUGCCCAACGUGGUGUGGCAGCCCUCCGAGGUGGAUCCGCAGUGUCUGGCGAGCAUCUCUGAAUUUACCAAGACACUCCGCCUCUCAAAUGUCAAGCCGCCCAUUUACUUGGAUUCUUCCCAGAGCUGGGAGAUGUGGGGUGGUUUGCUCCCAGAUUCUUUGGAUCUCAUUGUCAACAUCAACAUGAUUCAUAUCUCGGAAAUGAGCUGCACAGAGGGCUUGUUCAGAGGAGCAGGAAAGCUGUUAAAACCCAAAGCGGUGAUGAUCACUUAUGGGCCUUACGCUGUGAACGGGACCAUCACCCCACAGAGCAACGUGGACUUUGACUGCUCCUUGAGGCAGAGAAAUUCAGCCUGGGGCCUCCGGGACACAGCCUUCCUGCAACAACUCGCCGAGGCCAAUGGGAUGCAGUUGGAGAAGAUGAUUGACAUGCCAGCAAACAACAAAUGCCUUAUUUUCCGCAAACUCUAAGCCAGCCCACCGGCUUUCUCUACGACGGGGAAGGAGCCCCAAAGGGCAGCGUCUUGUGGCCAAAGCGUUGCCUGCCGUGGCCAGACUCGUUCCGUGUCCAUGACGCUCACGUCAGCUGGGCUUCUUGCCGCUUUAGUCAGCCUUUGGGUAAAAAUCGCUAUCGGUGAGCUUGGGGAUUAGUACCAGCGGAGAAAAACGUUCCUGAAGAACCGAGCUUCACCAAAGCCUUCUGGGUAAUGCUGAGCUAGCACAGGGGUGGAGAAGCGGUGGCUGGACUCCCACCUCCCAUCAUCCGCAGACAGCGGGAUGAUGGGAAAAGUAGUCUUACCACAUCCAGAGGUGUUCCCCCCCCCCCAUGAGCUAGCGCAUGCAUCUUUAGAUUUUGGUAUUCACUGUGUCGCUUCUGCUUUCCACGUUGCGGGUUAGACGGCAUCCACGUACCCAUCUUGGAUCACAUUUGCCUCUCGUCCAUUGUUGUGCCUGUAGCCUGCUUCGUUGAAGGCUUUGUUUGCAGGCCAUUCGAGAGGGACCUCAGUAUAUCCAUUGUCUCUACUGUGGCUUUUGGGUUGGGGUAAAGGAAUUUUGGGGGAGAUGUUUUAGGGAUAGGAGAGGAGAAGCUCAGAAUGACCCUUUCUGAAAUAAAUGAAGGUUUUGGUGCAAACCUAGGUGGAAAGAUGGAUUUGAUCGUUGUUACUCCUUACAUCUGGGACUCUCUUUCUUUCUCACUUUCUUUUGCGUGUGUCUGUUUUGGCAAUAUGGAGGACUCUGAGUCAGGGAUUGUGACAAUACAGCACAAAACAUAUUCAGAUAAAUUGCGAUUUCUAGGGCUGCAGGUGUGGGGUUGUACAUUUGAAUUUUCCUUCACGACAAAAUCUCCCUGCACAAGGAAAACUAGCAGGUUAAGGAUAAGGAUGUUGGUUUAGUCUUUCUCCUGACAUGUUGCUUUUCUGCAUGCAAGCGGGUCUUUUUUUUUUAAGAAAAAGUUUUUAAACACUGGGUAGAAUUCAGUCAUGCAACUCCACAUCUGCAUUCUGUAACGUGUGUGUGUGUGGUUUCACAACACAGGUGAGUAGUUACAUGCCUGAGUGCUAUCCAGUGUUUAAAACUCUGUGCCCCAGAAACUUGUGCCACAUAAUUUAUCUGCCUGUGUAGAUUAUUAACUUACAGUUUAGUGACUUUAAUAUGCUUCCAGUUGGGGGAGAGCCAUUGGUAAAGUGGACUACCAGUUUUUGAUUUGACCUGUUUUUCCUCCCGUUUCUUCAAAACUGGUAGCAAAACUGCAGAGAGGGAAUUAAUUCUGCCGCUUCCCAACUGUGGCUUGUGUGUAUAUAUAAAAAAUACUUCAACACAUCUCUCUUUAAAAAUUCUGUGUGAGGUAAGGGUUCCCUCCAGUGGUGAUCCGUGAAAUGGCAAUGAUUCACAGUUCGGGUUGGGAAUGCACAAUUAGCAAGGAGGAAGCAACUUUGGCCGAUGUCUCUGUGCAGAUGCAACUUUGUAUAGAGAUUAUGCUGCAUUCAGGUGCAAAUAAAUAUAUAUAUUGCUUGGG
Rhineura floridana is the source of this 2436-nucleotide messenger RNA. RefSeq names its product methyltransferase like 26 (gene METTL26). The coding region runs from base 123 to 890 and encodes 255 amino acids. NCBI's taxonomy places the organism in Eukaryota, Metazoa, Chordata, Lepidosauria, Squamata, Rhineuridae. The transcript has 7 exons. The record is from RefSeq and is a predicted model, not a curated record.